AUGCUCCGGGCAGGAGCACACGUACUGGGUGCCCCUGCGUUCUUCCCCGUCGGCCGCUCCAACUUUAAGCGCAUCCGUGCGUCGGGCGCGUUCUACGUCGACCAUACGCGGUUUCUCGAGGUGUGGGAGCGCGUCGGUGAGGACGGGUACACGACGCUGCUCCGGCCGCCGCGGUUCGGGAAGACUCUGAUGCUGGACAUGAUGGCUGCGUACUACGACGCGGGAGUCGGGGCGGACGAGCACGACCGGCUCUUCCACGGGCUCUACAUCGGCGAGAACCCCACGUCCGGCGCCCGGGCGCAUCACGUGCUGCGGCUCAACCUUGCGCCAAGCGCGAGCGUGGGCGCGUCGUUCGACAUGCAGGCAUUUCUGGAUGAUGCGGUAGAUGACGCCCUGGUGGACUUUGUGGAACGGUACAAUCUCGCAGUGCAGAGGGAGCGGCCAUUUGAGAUGCGGGACAUCAAGCGUGUCGUCGGCGCUGUGGGCCGGGCGGGCGGGCGGGUAAUGGUGCUCAUCGACGAGUACGACCGGGUGGCGAACGAACUGAUGGUGAAGGAUAAGGACGCUUACGCGCGGAGCGUGAUGGGCGUGUCGGGCGAGGAGGCGUCGUCGCCGCUGCGGUCGCUCCUGACAACGUUCAAGAUGGCCCAGGACCGGGCGCCAGUUACGCUCCUCAUGACGGGGCUCACACCCAUUGUCCUGGCCGACGUGUCGGCGUACAAUGUGGCGCGCAACCUGACGCUCCGCGAGGAGUUUGGGGACUUUUUCGGGUUCACGUCCGGGGACAUCGAGCGCGGGCUCACAACGGCUGGGCACGGGUCGGGUGAUAUUGCUGCGGCGCUGGCGGUGAUGCGCAAGUGGUACAACGGGUACCUGUUCCCUGGCGCGUCGCAGCGGGUGUUCAACCCGCAGAUCUCGCUCCACUUUAUGGACUUGUUCACGUCGAGUGCCAGGGUCAAGGAAGCGACGCUGCGAGGCGUCAUUGCACCGGACGACUUGGUGUCGCGAAACCUGCGCGUCACAGAGUCCAUGCUGAGCGUGCUGGCGACGAGCCGUGCUGGUGCCGGACCGCUCGCCAAGCUCCUGGGCGGGGACGCGACGUACACGCUUGAGGGGCGCGUAGUGGACGAGUUCCGCUUCUCGGACCUCAUGCGGUGGAACCUGGAGGGUGUAGAGUCCGAGUCGGAGGACAAGUUCUGCUCGUACCUCUACUACCAUGGCGCGCUGACGUUCGCCGAGAAGCCAGGGAUGCUGCCGCCGGACAAGCUGAGCAUCCCGAACGAGCUCGUGCGGCGCGAGUUCUGGGAUGCGCUUCCGAAGCGGCUUCGCGACGCGGUGCUCAAGACGCUCGACGCGGCGUUUGCGGCCGGGCCGCAGGCUUCGGCCGAGCUGUGGGAGGACAUCUUCUCGGCGCUGAACGAGCGUAGCGCGGCGGGCAUUGCGGACACGUCGAGGGUCGACGAGCAUGCGUUCCGCGGGAUGCUGUUGUGGAUGACGGGCAACGAGGCAGUGAGUGUGCAGACCGAGGUCGCGGCGCCCCGGCAGAGCUCGGAAGGUGCGGGCACGGGCCGGGUCGACCUGGUGGUGGAGCAUGUCAAGUCGCCGACGCGGUUCGUGAUCGAGCUUAAGCGCGUGAAGGGGAGCGGGCCCAAGGCGCUCGCGGGGGCCGUCGAGCGUGCUGCCGAACAGGUGGCCGACUACGACUUGUCGGCGGUUCCAAAGGCCGCGCACGUGACGCACGACGUGCGGCUCGCGGUGGUGCUCGCCGACGACGAUGUGGUCGUGCGCGUGGUGGGCGAUGAGGAGUAG
Molecule: messenger RNA, 1809 nt
Organism: Thecamonas trahens ATCC 50062
Lineage: Eukaryota; Apusomonadida; Apusomonadidae
Exons: 2
Coding region: 1-1809 (602 amino acids)
Source: RefSeq, a predicted model, not a curated record